Protopolystoma xenopodis is the source of this 249-nucleotide messenger RNA. NCBI's taxonomy places the organism in Eukaryota, Metazoa, Platyhelminthes, Monogenea, Polystomatidea, Polystomatidae. The record is from the annotation of a GenBank genome assembly.
AUGGCAAUUGUCUCAAAACUCUACUUACAUACCAAGAAUAGAUACUCCCAUCAUCAUCAUCUGCUCUUCAGCAAAUACAAGAAAUUACAAAAGAUAGGUGAAGGAGCUUACGGCGUUGUCUUUAAAUGUCAUGAUGUCCAAACUGGCCGUCUGGUGGCAAUCAAGCGGUUUGCCGGCACCAAACACGACCCGGUUAUCCGAAAGAUAGCUCUCAGGGAAAUACGAAUGCUCAAGGUGAGAGAUUGCUAA